AUGAAGCAUCAGAAAAUUCAUACUGGAGAUGGCACCUGUAAAUGCAUCGAAUGUGGGAGAAUCUUAAGUAGCCAGCUCCGCCUUAUUGAACACUGCAGAAUUCAUACUGGUGAGAAACCUUUUCAGUGUAGUGAAUGUGGGAAAGGCUUAAGCAGCAGGUCAAGUCUUCUUCAGCAUUAUAGGAUUCAUUCAGAUACCAUACUGGAGAGAAACCUUAUAUUUGCAAGGAAUGUAAAAAAGCCUUCAGCCGCCAUUCAGUCCUUAUUCGACAUCAACGAUCCUCACACUGGAGUGAAACCAUUUAAAUGUGAUGAAUGUGGAAAUACUUUCACUCGAAGAUCGGUUCUUAAUGAACAUCUAAGAAUACAUUCUGGAGUAAAGCCAUAUGAAUGUAAUGAGUGUGGGAAAACCUUUACUCGAAACUCUACCCUUAAUGAACACCAGAGAAUCCACACUGGGGAGAAACCUUAUGAAUGUAAUGCAUGUGGGAAAACCUUCAGAUGUGGUUCAUACCUUACUAUACACCAGAGAAUUCACACGGAGGAGAAUCCAUAUGCAUGUAAUGUAUGUGGGAAAAACUUUAGUCUGAGCUCCACCCUUAUUCGACAUCAGAGAAUUCAUACUAGAGAGCAGCCCACUAGGCUCUAA
Messenger RNA from Dromiciops gliroides (monito del monte), 648 nucleotides. RefSeq names its product zinc finger protein 3-like. Gene Ontology annotation, cellular component: nucleus. Gene Ontology annotation, molecular function: DNA-binding transcription activator activity, RNA polymerase II-specific; RNA polymerase II cis-regulatory region sequence-specific DNA binding. The transcript is spliced from 2 exons. Gene Ontology annotation, biological process: regulation of transcription by RNA polymerase II. The record is from RefSeq and is a predicted model, not a curated record. The coding region runs from base 1 to 648 and encodes 215 amino acids. NCBI's taxonomy places the organism in Eukaryota, Metazoa, Chordata, Mammalia, Microbiotheria, Microbiotheriidae.